Mya arenaria is the source of this 2290-nucleotide messenger RNA. RefSeq lists its product as uncharacterized. Lineage: Eukaryota; Metazoa; Mollusca; Bivalvia; Myida; Myidae. Bases 364 to 1158 code for a protein of 264 amino acids. The record is from RefSeq and is a predicted model, not a curated record. The transcript has 7 exons.
GUGUGUACGGUUUCAUAUUUAUGUUUAUGCAUCCACGUGGCAUGUUGAUAUUAAAACGGAAAUGAUUUGUUAAUGAUGUAUGUUGUUUCUUAUACGCCAUGUUAUUGUCUUUCGUUCUAUAACAUUCCUAAUUCUUAGUGUUGUGUUUGGAAAUAUAUGAAGGAGAAAUCUGGAUAGUUAAAACAAGCAUGUGUUCAUAUUUGUUAUAGCUAAACUUAAGAAUGUUACCGAUACAGAAGUAUACACACAGCCUAGUUUUUAUCUCACUGUGGACAUUACGUGUGCCAGGUAAAGAGUUGUUUUGCCCGGGUAUUCCAGACUGGCGGAAUAAAUCAUGUGAAGAGCGUGUAGACUACACCCAAUAUGACCUUGUUAGGGAAGGAUUUUUCGUGGCAAGUGCGGGAAAUUUUUUAUUCGAAACUAAAGAUAAACAUAUACGUUAGUACUUCUCGUUUAGGAAAACAUGACGCACACAUAUUACUGCAAAACGAACCAGAAGUGUAUUCAAGGAAUGUUUAUGAAGUUGUGCUCGGAUCAGACCUAAACAGAAUGUCGGUUUUGCGAUCAAGUUGUCACGGACCAUGCAUCGAUGACCUGGAGACCCCAGGUAUCCUUAAUGAGACAGAAUAUAGGUCGUUUUGGAUCACAUGGAACACUUCUUUGGCGAUUGGCCAAGGAACUAAGAUUGAUAUCAGCAACAUAAUAUUGUUUACACGGAUGGAUUUUCCUAUUAAAUCGAUGCGAAUUAGUUAUGGAUGGGGCAGUGACGGCUUCUUCAGAUUUCAUGACAAAUUGGACUUUGUUACUAGCACUCUAACGACGACAUCCACAACGACAGAAACGUUUUAUAGUCGAUCAACGCAUAAAGGUAAAACAGAUGUCUUUCUUCCAGACAGAGGGACCACCAUUUCAAGAAAGGACGAGGACAAACCAUCCGUUUUAACGGUUGCUCUUGCCACAUCAACUGGGUUUUGUUUCGUUAUACUUUUGUCAACAAUACUUUGGGUUUGCUAUUUAUGGAACAAAAGAAAAUCAACUGGAAUGGAGACUCAUUCACAGCCAAAUCCAGUUGGUGGAGAACAUUACGAAGGGUUGCGCGGGAGGGAACAGGAAUCAGUAUACCAGAAUGAGGAACAGUACGCUUCUGUGUCAGUUUAACAUCAUUGAUGAAAUAUGACAACUUCGUUCUUACUACAUAAAAUUCAUGUAAUUAAAGGCAUUGUUUGAUUGACUAGCUUUAUAUGUUACAAGCGUUAUUGAAAAAAAGAGACCUUUGAGUUAAACAUUCGGUAUUAAGAAACUGUUUAUAACACACUUAAUUUGACGAUGGCGUUAGCAUAUACACAUAUGGCACAUCCAGAAAAAGCAGACCAUGCUUAGUGACACUUGCGAUAUAAAACAUGCUGCUGACCAAAUUAAACUCAUACUGUUAGCUUAAGCAUCCUUUUCAGCACUUACAUGUGAAAGUAGGCUAUACAAGGAAUGACACAUUAACAGAAGGUUUACGUGUACACAAACAACACGUAUGAAGGUCUGUCUGUGUACAUUGCUAAUAAUGAAGAACGUUCUUUGUAUACACAAUUGGUUAUUUUAUGAUGGUUUAAGUAUUGCGUUCUGUCUACGGUAAAAUUUGUCUAGAUAUCAUUAUUUGGUAAGUUUUUUCAAGAUAGUAUAACCGAUUUAAAUUACAAAUAUGGCACCGAUAAUAAUUUAUAAUAAACUUUCGUAAAAAUGUGUUUUCUGCUUAUCGUAUGCUUAUAGUAUGGAAACGUUUCCGUACCAUCUUCUUUCUCUCUCUCACUCUUUCUCUCUCUCUCUCACGUUAAUUGAUAUAAGCAAAAUAAAUGACAUAUACAUUACAUGGAGAGCUUUUGUCAAUAUAUUACAUAUUUUGUUGAUUUUUUCGUUUGUUCGUGCAUAACAAAACUACUUACGUAUUUGGUAAAAUCUUCUUGUUUGCUAAAAAUUCAUACAUGUACAUAACACAAUAUACAUUUCGUGAGUUCGAUCACAGGUCUUGUUGACUUAUUUUAAAUUUAUUUUUAUCGUUAUUAUUAUUGAGUAAACUUUCUUACAUGUAUGCAUGCGUAUUCUUAACGAUUGUCACUGAUGUAACUAUACAGGAUUUUAAUACAUGAUGUCAUCUUCUGUACCCAUUCUUUGCCUUAAAUUAAUUAAAUUUGUUUUUAUUGUCUUUGCUACUUAUUUUUAUUUAUGUCCUGAAUAUAAACAAAAGUUUAUUUAAUCUAAGUCACUUCAAUGGUAUUAUUAACAUUGCACUUGCCUAAUA